This is a messenger RNA of Nezara viridula (southern green stink bug), 1200 nucleotides long. NCBI's taxonomy places the organism in Eukaryota, Metazoa, Arthropoda, Insecta, Hemiptera, Pentatomidae. The record is from the annotation of a GenBank genome assembly.
AUGUUGGCUUCGCUGUUCCUGCUCCUCUUGGUGCCGGGGUCCUGGCAGGGGAAGCCGAUCAGGCCUCCAUCGUUCCCCGGUCUCCCGACUGUAAAAGAUUUAGCUGAGGCUGCUGGUUAUUCAGCAACAGACAUAGAAGUGAUAACAGAAGAUGGGUACAGUAUUUGGAUACAUAGGAUAGGUAACUCCUCAGGCCCACCUGUAAUUUUGCAACAUGGAUUACUGCUUGCUGCAGAUUCUUGGAUUGCAAGAGGACCUGACAAAGAUCUUGCCUUCUUAUUACUGAAGACAGGAUUUGAUGUAUGGUUGACAAACUUACGUGGCACAGUUUACAACCAGUAUAGCUUAAAGUAUAGUCGAACAGAUCCGCAAUUCUGGAACUUCAGUUUUCAUGAGGCUGGCUAUUAUGAUAUUCCUGCAUUCAUUGACAAAAUUCUCAAGAUAAGAAAAGCAAAAAAAAUAUUUUAUGUGGGGCAUUCUCUUGGUACAUUGGUAUUCUUUGUAAUGAAUUCACUAAGACCAGAAUAUAAUUCUAAAAUACAAGGAGCAGCAUUGUUCUCACCAGUAGCUUAUGGAUCUAACCCAGAUGCACUUGGCGCUAAUCCUUUUCUUCGUUUUAGUUUUAAUAAUGCUGAUGCUAUCUAUGCUGAAUUUACAAGUAGAAGAAUUUAUGAAUUCUUGCCAAGAUCAGCAUCAAGUAUUAAAAGUGUUGAAGAAUUUUGCAGUAAUUUAUCAAGGAGUCAAGAAAUUUGUCUAGACAUAAUUGGAAUUUUUGUUGGUGAACAUAGAACCAAUAUAGAUAAGAAAAAUUUAGGAAAUAUAAUAAAAUUUGGACCUGCAGGGACAUCAUCAAAGAAUUUUUAUCACUUAUCUCAAGUAUAUAGAACAGGAGAAUUUAAGAUGUUUGACUAUGGACCAAAAGGAAACUGGAUCAACUACAACAGCUCAACCCCCACAAACUAUCCUCUUGAACAGGUUGUUGCCCCAAUUGUCUUGUUUUGGAGUUACAAUGAUCCUCUUCUACCGCAAGAUUCUGUACAGAAACUGGCAUCAAAACUGCCCAAUCUUAUUAAACUGCAAGCUGUAUCUGAUCCGAAGUUUACUCAUAUAGAUAUGGUUUGGGGAGAAAAUGCUAAAGAGGUUCUUUACCCUGAUGUCAUAGAAAUUUUCCGUUCUUUGAUUGACAAAGAUAAAUUUUAA